AUGGCCUGUGUUUCAAUUGUCUCCUAUUCAAUUUUCAUAAAUGACAAACACUUUGUACCCUUUGCUGCUAAAAGAGGAAUGAGACAGGGUGAUCCACUUUCAACUUAUCUCUUCGUACUAGUAAUGGAGUACCUUAGAAGGAGACUUAAAUCUCUAAAAGACAAGCCAGACUUCAAUUUUCAUCCGAGAUGUGCAAAACUGAAUAUCAUCCAACUAGGAUUUGUUGAUGAUUUACUGCUGUUCUGUAGAGGUGAUGUACUAUCUACUCAAACGGUAUUUGAAUGCUUUCAGAAGUUUUCCAUGGCUUCAGGCAUGGUGGCUAGUCAGGGAAAGAGUUCCAUAAAUUUUGAUGGUGUCCCAGCUAAUGUUCAGCUAGAGAUUACUCAGCUUCUAGGCUUUCCUACUGGAACACUACCAUUAAGAUAUCUUGGAGUUCCCUUGAGCUCUAAAAGAUUAUCCAUAAGCAGUGUCAACCAUUGA
Molecule: messenger RNA, 480 nt
Organism: Nicotiana attenuata
Lineage: Eukaryota; Viridiplantae; Streptophyta; Magnoliopsida; Solanales; Solanaceae
Exons: 1
Coding region: 1-480 (159 amino acids)
Source: RefSeq, a predicted model, not a curated record